AUGCCAGCGAGAAAGCUGACAGUCACAGGUGGAGAGAGUGUAACAUUCAGAUGCGUAGUGAGGGCGGGCAACCCGCCUCCAUCGGUGGUCUGGGAAAGGGAGCAAAAUAAACCGUUGAACAGCAGUGACAACGGCGUCUUAGUGAUCUCUCGCGCGUCCGGUGACAGUGGAGGCAGAUAUAUUUGUAAGGCGACAAAUAUCCUAGGGUCAACUGAAGCAGCGGCUUUGCUUAUUGUUCAAGGUAAAUUUUAAUCUAACACAAGCCAAGGGCAACUACUCUACAAAUACCUAUCUUGUUUCUGACAACCCUUUUCAAGAACCACCACCCAAAACAUCCAAAACUCUUCUUGUGUGUUCGUUUCUUUAAGUCACUUUUUCUUGUCCGUCUUUUAUUACUAUGAAUUCCUGAAGACAAACUUCACGAGGAAAGUAAUGGCCAGUUGUCGUUUUUAGCCAGAUCCUUAUCUUUAGUUCACUUACAACAGCACGAGUAAGCAAUGACUACAUUACCUAAGGAGAAAUUAAAACAAUACUUAUAAUUAAGAGUUUUAAGGGGACAAACAACGAAUAUCUUGACCAGUGCUGAAAUGGCGAGACUUUUCAACAACAAAGUAUCUCGUUUCUUCCUUUUUGAAACCUGUAUUCAUGUGCCAGUGAUAAAGCUUAUUUUAUGGCAUCUUGAAGGUAGUGACUGCACAAUUACGGUAUGGUUUGCUUAAUUGUUACACAGGUGAACCCCAGUUGAUAGUAAACCCUUCCAGUCCAGUCUCCGUGACAGGUGGAAGCUCGGUCACGCUGGAAUGUACAGCUGCAGGGAGCCCUCCUCCAGUAGUCCAAUGGAUUAUUGAAGGGCAUCCUCGGUCUAAUCUGCAAAUAAGGGAAACCAAUCGUGGGGUGUUGAAGUUGAUUAUUGAAAAUGUCAGACCGGACGACCAGGGGAACUUUACCUGCCAGGCAGAGAAUAUUGUAGGAUUGACUCAGGAAAGUGUGCAGUUAACAGGUAUAUUCCUUAUGCAGUGUAAUGGCAGCAAGGUACUGAGAAAUUGAGGGACUCGCUAAAUGUCCUUCUCAGACAUCCGAAAUGUAAACGAUCGUAAACAAAUCAUUUCCUUUUUUCUUUCCACCAUAUCAUGAACCGGAACUGGUUAUCAUAGAAUAACAAGGUUUUAUUUGUUUUUCUUAGGUUUUCUUGCGAAAUUGCAACCACUGUUUCCUCAUUUUUUAAAUCUUGUCAUCCAAUGUUGACAUUAAAGAUUCCUUAUCGUCGAGGAGUGUCUGUGUCUAGCCUGACAAAACAGCUGACAUUUCGAGACGCCAUCAACGGAGAAUACGUCUAAGGAACGGGCGCAGAAAUUUCAUACUAAUGAUGUGUCACUACCCAGAUCUGGAGAGUGCCAACCAAAAAUCACUACCCAGGUCAGAGUAGUAAAACGUCAUUAGUAUAAAAUUUCUUCACUCGUUCAUCAGACGUCAUUCAGGAAAACCAUUGGUGGCGUGGCGAGAUGUCGGCAGUUUUUUCAUGCUAAGCUGUGUCAGGAUGUCUGUCAUUUUACAUUAAUUUAGAGGAACUUUUGCUAUUGUCCUUGCUUUAAUUAAAGGAAGCUUUAAUUUUAGGCCAAACUUGUUCUCAAAGAGGAUUGUAUGACAUGAUAUUUUAAGCAUGUGGCGUAUGUGUGGAAACUUUUUCACACUUAUUCAGCUUAGAACAAAACUAAUGAGUGAUACAAAAGUUGAAGUAAAUUUAUGUUUUGUUUUUCUCCAUUGACGAAAUAUGACCUGAGGUUAUUGUGAUUCCUUCUAGUAACUGUUCCACUACAACCACCAGAGAUCCUCUUAAAUUCUGUUUUAAAAACUGUCAUCGAAGGAGAAGACGUGGAGGUUCGGUGCAAUGCAUCUGGCUUACCAGCUCCGACCAUUGUCUGGGAAAGACUGGGUUCUAAUUUACCCAAUGACGCCCUUGAUAGAGAUGGAAUACUGAUGAUCCCGUCUGUCGGUGCAGAAGAUGCUGGGACGUACUCCUGUAAAGCAGUUAAUAGUGAAGGGCAGGACAGUUUUAGUAUCAAGUUGGAAGUGAUAGGUACGAUUAAGGAAAAAAAUUGAACCCAAGAAAAGAGAGGAUAAAGUUUCUCGAAUCCAGGCUAAUCAAAAUUUAUUACUGAGAAAAAUCACAUUUAGAAUCCAAGUUAGAGACAUUCAAAGGUUUCAAAGGUUUUAUUUCUUGUAGCUCAACAGUAAGAUACCUCUCCCACAAAUUUCAACGUAAAACAAAUUUUAACGUCAAUUACCAUUGAUCGUGUGAUCGUGUAUUUUCGUAGAGGCAUAUAAUCGAGUUACACAUUUUAUCCUGGCGAAGUUCAACGAUGCCGUCAACUGGAGGUGUAAAGGCCAUUUCUUUAUGUACCACUUUGACCAAUAAGGCAUCCUGUUUCUGAGCCUUCCAUAAAAAUUGUUCCUUCUUCAUAUGCUUUAAUGUGAAGAAGCGCUUUGAUUAAUAACUAAGGGACUUUCCCACGCUUUCACUUGGUAACAGUUCAAACUAUACGAUAUUUCAAAAAAGCCCUUUUUAAAUAAGAAAUGGCACAUGUCUUACCCGUUUCUGUACUACAGUCAAAUUUCCCUUAGGCAGACACCAUCGGCAAGCAAAAAAGUAAUUCAUUGGAAGCUGGCCGGUAACAAAUCAUGCUUUUGUAGUGAAGUUCCUAAUGGGAAGAUUUGUUAAGGUGGCCGUAGGUGAAGCUGUCCGCUUGAGGCAUAUCGUACGUCCGUCAAAAGAUAAAAGAGCUUAGACUGCUACUACCCUGUUAUACACCUCUCCCAUUAGAUCUUUUCAACGUAAUUAUUACUAUCAACGAUUCCAAGUAAUGCUGUUUUUUGAACUCGAGGUUUUUAACAUUUUCCAAAGGUUUCGAAAACAAUGAAAAAAAUGGAACACCACCUUUAGGAACUUUUAGGAGAAACGACAAAUUUAAAAGGUAGCCAUGCGGUUGAAUAUUCAAGACUGAAAUUUGUGUUUCCUUUCUUCCCCAAACUUGAUUCCUCCUAUGAGCAUAGACUUGAACGCAACAUCUGAAGGAUCAAGGAGACAAAAUGUAGUGAGUUGUAUUAAGUUGUCAUGCCAAGCCUCGAACCCCUUUUAUUGUGUCUUCUCACCAAGGCAGAAUUAUGAAUUUUUUUUACCAUAAAACUCGCAAAUAGUGAACUGACCUAUGUCUACAUUUAAGUGAUAAACAAUCCGAACCCUACCUGUUUCUUUCUUUUUUCAACUAGUGCCUCCUCUAAUCGACGUGACUCCCUCCGAGAUCUCCGUCAAUCAAGGAACCUCCUUUAACAUCUUUUGCAUUGUUAGGCCAUCACUUGCAAUCACGUGGUCAAAACUCAAUGUUAGUUUCCCAAACGGCAUCGUGAGCGACAAGGGGACCUUAAAAGUCAGUGAGGCGAAACUGAAACAUGCAGGAACAUACCGCUGUUAUGCUAACAAUUCAGCGGGCUCCAGUGAAGGCUUUGCAAGCGUCGUCGUGUAUGGUAGGAACCUUUAGGGCCGUUAAUUUAAAAAAAAUAUCGCAGUAUAUAUAAAAAAGUGCAUACCUCAAGAGUUAAGGUAAUAAAAGUUUUAAUUGUAAAACACAAAAUUAAAAAAGGCCUUUCAUCCCUUCUUCUUCUCUCUCUCAAUGACUCCCAUUUAUCAUUUUUCCCUUUUAUUUAGAAAGAAACAUUCUAUGUUGUACUAUAAAUUCUAUAUUGUACUACAAAUGAUGUUUUUUUGUGAUGGCAGUGAAAGUGUCUUUGAAAUAUACGUUCGAGUCUUGUUGCUCUUUGCAUAUCGAUUAUCUUCAUUAUUUAUCAACUUAUAUUUGGGAAAUCAAUGCUAACCAACACGCUAGUCAAUUUUCAGUUUCAUCCCAUGUUCAAUUUGUCCUGGCUUUUUGACUGACUUUCGUUCUGAUAUCUCAGCUGCACCGAAAGUGGUGGCCUGGCCUAGAUCUUUUGAAGCAGCGUAUAAAUCCAAUGUUACAUUUCACUGCAACGCGACUGGCAUACCCGACCCGGUGAUCUCCUGGUCAAAAGAGGGAAGCGACAUUCCCGUACGACACUCAGCUGGUGUCUUGAGUCUUACAGGAGUUAUCGGUGACGAUAAUGGUCGAUACAUCUGCACAGCAAAAAAUGCUGCUGGAACUUCUACAACAUCUAUAGAACUCACUGUCGAAGGUUUGUUAGAGCUUCGCUUUGAAGAAAAAGAAGUCACUUUCUGUUCAUCUCCAUCCCCUUUUUAUGCUUAUUUCCCUUUAUCAUGCCUAAGUUCAUUGGUCCGGUUCACGACCCCAUAUUCUAAAAGUACAGUGUUUAAUUAUAUCAUAACCAAAAAUUAAUGUCCACAAAUCUUUUUCAAAUUUCGAGCCAAUUCAUUUUACUGUAAUUAUAUUAUGCUAUACCCUUGAGUUUAUCCAAUUGUUAUUGUUAUCAUUAUCAUUAUUAUUAUUAUUGUUGUUGUUGCUGCUGUAAUUAUUACUAUUGUUAUCUUUAUCGUUUUUGUCAUUGUAUCAGUAUCAUAAUCAUUAUCAUUAUCACUAUCAUUAAAUCAUUCGUAUGAGUAGCCAUGUAAUCAUAUCCUUUUCAGAUCUACCCAGUGUGGUUAUAACAGGUGGAACCUCCGUCAAAACAGUUUCAGUAGGAAAGAAUUUGACUUUAGAAUGCAUCGCGAAUGGAGCCCCACAAUCAGAAAUACAAUGGACCCGCGUCGACGGUCUGUUGCCCGAGGGACUCAUUUCAAAAGGAGGACAGCUGAUUUUUCCGCACGCGCGGCUUGCCUAUGGUGGUGUAUAUAGGUGCAAAGUCACUAACAGAGUGGGCUCUGUGCAAUCUGAAGUAGCCAUCUUUGUGCAAGGUUGGUGUUUGCUGUUUGUUCUUUUCUGCUGUUACCUUUCACGUUUACUGGUCUGCAAAAGAAAUUAAAGCUAAUGCAAGUAAAGCUAAAAAACGCUUGAAAUAUUUGACCGUCGAUUGCAAAGACAUUCACAUUUGUGGGGAAUAGGAAUGGUUCACUGGUUUGUCAACCGAGUUGAUAAGCCAAGAUAAUAAGACAAGAUAAAAUAGCGAAAGCUGGCGAUUGCGUGUCCUCGUGUCAGACCAAGUGAGGAAGGCGUGAAAACAUAAGCCUGCUUUAAAUCUUACUGCGGUAAACCAAAAUGACCUUAUCCGAUUAGAUUUUUUGGUACUACCACCCAACCACCCCAACCCUACGGUUACAACUAAUAUCCAUCUGCGAAGAUCAUGCAGUUUUAUUGACGAUGUUACUAUUAAACAUUGUGUUAUUAACUCGAAUGGCAAGGCUGUACUCUAUUGACUCUUAGAGGCUCCCAAGGUCAUGGUUACUCCACAGAGUUCACGUGUGAAAACUGGUGAGACCGUGCAAUUCACUUGCAUCGCUAGCGGCUCCCCGUCACCAGACCUAACAUGGCGGAAAGUUAACGGAUCGCUUCCAGUCAGCAGUACAGUGCAAAGAAGAGUUCUGAAGAUUGCCAAUGUGACUCAAAAGGAUGCUGGGAGUUACAAUUGUGAAGCCAAAAAUGUUGAAGGAUCGGCUAAUAGAAGUGGAAUUUUAGAAAUUAAAGGUAAGGUAUCAAAGGGUCGGCUCUUUGGAAGUAAUUUUACUUUAACCUCCCUCCUUGUUUCAUGUCUUGAUUUUGACGAAUUUUGGAGCAAAAAUUUUACAGUGCCUUUCCUUCCAUACAUUUUUCCUGAUGCAAUUCCAGCGCGAAAAGCUACGAAUGUUCUUGCGGUCAUGAUGAGGGUUAGUUUGGGGAGUUUCUGCUAAGCACACUUCGCGUCAAUGACAAGAAGGAACCUUUGUUAUGAUAUUUACUCUAACCAUAACUUAAAAAUGGUCACCAACCAUUUGUAUCUCUACCUUUUCUAUAUCUCUUCUUAGUGACCGUUCCACGAUUUACACAGGAACCUCUGUCCUACCUCAGUGUACAGACAUUAACAGACGAGCCACUUAAUUUCACGGUUGAAAUUGUGUUCAUACCGGAGACGGCGGAUGGGCUGAUUCUGUACAACGAUCAGCUAACAAAUGGCUCUGUUGGAGACUUCAUUUCAUUUGGAAUGUCAGACAGAUUUGCUGAAUUUAGGUAAUGGGGUUGUAUUCACAAACAGGGACGAAGAGCAUUCUUCUUGAUUCCCGUCAGUAGUCCUGUGAGGCUUAGCUCUAGCAGGAGUCUGCCCUCGCAAGCUAUUUUUUUCCAUAAAGCCUUUGGUUACUCACAAAUCUUUUUUCGAGGUCAUUUGAAAACUAAUGCAAAAAUAGGACCUGAACUUAUUUUGUUACUGUAAAACCCUGAAACAGCAAGGUAACCAAACUAUGGUAUUACUAACCAAGUCUAUCAUAUUCCAUCUUGGCUGCAGUCAUAUUGCAUACAUUUAACCAAGCCUUAAAACGGAGCUUCCAUUUAAUACAACACUUUAAGUUCCGGUUUGGAACUUAAACUUCAUGCACUCUGACUAUUCCAUUGACUUAUUCCAAGAACUGCAUCACGUCAUAUGUAACAACAUACUUAGCACGAACACACCAUUAUAAGAUGAGGUAGUUUACUUGUAGAUUGUGUGUUGGUUGGACUUAUAAUCCUAUGGUCAAUUAUUACAAGUGUAAUAUAAACGUGUAGCCAUUUUCCGUGCGCACAGAUUGAAGAAAAAAGACUCCGCUUCAGCGCAAGCUUCCCACAUAUACUCUGGGCUCCGUUGUCCUAGUCUAACAAAGUAUACUCCUCCUGAUAUCUCCUAUUACGAUGUUUUUUUUUUUUUUUUCGAAUGGGCUAUAUCCACGUUGUAGUGGCUGUGCAUGUCGUCUUGAUUUUAACCUAACUGUGAUGCACAUGUUAUAAUCCAGUUUCAUUCUUGGUUGAUAUUUUUUUUCUUUUUUGGGGGGUAUGGUAACGUAAGAAAAGAGUCUGAAACAAACUAAAUUAAAUAUAAACCAAGGUCAAAAUUGAAGAGAACUUAUCCGUAUUUAGAUUCAACCUUGGCUUUGAGCCUGCAAUCAUUCGAAGCCGGCAACCAUUGAGCCUGUAUGAGUGGCACAGAGUCGUCUUAUCACGUAACAGGAAGGAAGGAAAUCUCACCGUAGAUGGGGAGCCACCUGUAACAGGAAUUUCUAAGGGGAGUAGUACAGGUCUGAAUUUGAAUCAGGAUUUGCACGUGGGAGGAGUCCUUGAUUUCUCAUCAAUAAGCUCUUUGGCGGGAUUCAAGUCAGGAUUUAUUGGCUGUUUAAGCUACUUGGCUAUCGACGGAAAAGUUGUAAAUUUUGGUAAGAAUAUAAUUGUUUCUUUUACAUUCCAUUACAAAAAUGGUUGGUAUCUAAAAUAGGGACCUGAAAAACAGAAAAACAGGUACAUGUAUUGUCUCCUCUGAUUAUUUUGAGAAAUUUUCGUAGGAACAAAACGAAUGGUAGUUGGAUAAAGGUUUUCAAAGUUCAAAUUUCUGGAAACUAGUUUUCGAGGAGAUUUGACAGAGGCACUCAACGGGGAAUUUGAAAAAAAGACGUUAAAAACAACAACAAAGUAUAAAUAAAGCUUUCUGAAGACAUUUUAAGCAUUUUGGGAGAUCGCUUGGAAAAAAUUAUCUGUUCCUCACUCCCAGUAAGACUGAUGGAAGAGUUCCCAGCCAGCAAAGUGCACCUAAAACCUGCAACCUGACGUCCAUAGGCAAUUGGGAGUGGCCUAUGGGAGACAUUCACCCCUUCAAUGAGGAAGGAGAGAUAAACAAAUAGAAUAUACAAGCUAUUGUAUACACCAAAUCCCCUCUGACAUCCUGAAUUGUGUAUUGCCCAGCAACACUUUCCUUCCAAGGACAUAUUAAUUUUUCCAAAUUUCCGAGCCAGCAAAACUUGGCCUGAGGAACAUAUAUUUUGGGGAACAGAUCCAUUGGGUGCCCCUGAUUUGAAUUUUGUUCAGGAGUCGAAGAAACGAACAGAGUGUCCGAGGGGAGAGUAAGGGUGCUUUCUUGACAAGGGGAAAACAAUUCAUACAAAUUCUUCAAUUCGGUUUUACCAGCUGAGUUGAUGAACACAUCUUGAAAGUCUGCUUUUGGUUUCUGUUCUGGAGGUUUAUUGUCUUUAGCAACUGAUUGGACCAAAACCACCAUUUCUUUCUCUUACCGACGCAACACUAAAGUUCUGAAACUAACCCUUUUAUUUGAACUCUUUGAACUGUCUAUACGCUAAUUUUUUAAACGCGUUCCAAAAGUGGAAAUGAUUCACCAUCGUCUAAUUGACAUUACUAGAUUGAGUCAUGUCUAUAGAACAUGAGCAUGUUUCUUUCUGUUUCUUCGACUUCUAAAGGAGCCAGCUCUUAUUGGAAGUGUAUGCGCUUGUCAAGGGCAGUAUUGACGAACUUGAAUGAGAAUAGGGCCUGUUUCACGAGGAAGCUAUUUUUUGUAGCCUUUCGGUGUAGCUUAAUUACCUAAUUUUAUGAUUAGAUUUUAUCUUCUUCCUUCUCUUGCCAAAACACAAUACUUAAAUGGAUUUUGUCACAAGGAUAUUAUUGUUUUAUGUCAACUCUGUGCUGAUGUCAUUACUGAAGGUCUUUACCCAUACACAAAAUGCUUCUGUAAAAUAAUGAAGAAGAGUUCAAAGAAAUUUCAUCAGGGAACACUAACCAUGAUGAUUUGUUACAUGAUUUGUGAAAAAAAAAAAAAAUGAAAACUAUUUUUGGAAUUCAAUUGAUACGAAGACACUUUAUAGCUUUUUAAAAAUAGAAAAUAGCGUGACAUAACCCUUUGAAUACCUCUUUAAACAAAUUUCAGGUGAUCCUAUUAAAAGCGUGGGUUUGGAUGAUUGUGAAGUCUGUCAAACAAGGCCUUGCAAGAACGGCGGCACGUGCACAGAGGUCGCUGGAGACUGGGGAUUUAUUUGUACUUGCAGGCCUGGUUACUCGGGAAGGACCUGUGAUGACGCUGGUUACAAGUGUUCACCUGGCGUUUGCAAUGAGGGGCGUUGUGAAAAUAUCGGCAAUGAUGGUUUUAGAUGCAUCUGUCCUGCUGGUUACUCUGGGGAGAGGUGUGAGGAAGGUUUGUUGUUGACCAAAGGCCCCUGAGUCCUUUACGAUCUGAUGUCAAAACAUGAGCUUUGGUAUAAUUCCAAUUUUUUUCCUGUUUGAAUAGGAUACAUUAAAUACUUUUUAACUGGUUUGCAUCAGUUGGUAUGGACGAAAGACCGUAAUAUAUUGUUUGAUUCACUGGACAAAAUAAAAUGGAUUUUCCCCCCCAUGCAAAUUUUACCAUCCUGGCCCCAUAUUUACUCCUCCAGUUUUCACAAAUUUGCUAUAUAUUUUGCAAUUAUCAUGUUGGUGCAAAUUCAUUUUUUUUGCCCAGUGAUUUAUAUUUUAAAAGUGCCGGAUCGAGGGAGGAGGGAGCUUGGGAUGAUAGCUUGCCAGGGCCUCAUUUUAAGGUCAUUUUCGAUGGUGCCCCCCCUAUUUGAAGGGUUUGAAUAAGCAGCGCCCCCAAUUACUUGAAGGUCUGGUUAUAUAGUCGCUGCUACUUGAAAUACCAGACCGAAGAAUGUCGCUAUAAAACGCCUCUGUCACUUGAACGGCCCCAGGUGAGGUGUAUGAUAGAAAUCAAGUGAAGGGUACUUCGUUAAAAAACGUCUCUUAGACUUCUGGUGGUGUUUUUGGUUUUUAUGUCAUUUGGUGUACUAAAAAGGAAACUUAUUACGGUAUUCAUCCUGUAGGAAGGCCAAUAGACACUCCUAUGUUCGAGGGCGACUCAUACAUGUCAUUACCAGGAAUCGAAGGCGCAGUUCUGCAGCUAAGGUUCUCCAUCAGAUUCCUCGCACUUAAAUCAGGCAAUAUGCUUCUACUGUACAAUGGUCAGACGAUAUUCCCUGGUCGCGGUGACUUCAUUUCCCUUGCCAUUAACGGAGGGCGAGUUGAGUUCAGGUUCAAUAUGGGAAGUGGUACUGGUAUUUUACGCAGCGCCAGAAACAUUUCCGUAGGAUUCUGGCACACUGUAAUAAUAGAAAGACAACUGAGAGACAGCUUGCUGGUUCUGGAUGACGAUCCCCAGUGAAAGGUUCCUCCCCGUGUUGUUCACGUGGAUUAAAUCUUUUGUUAGACUUGUUCAUAGGCGGAGUGAAAAACUUCACGACAUUCCACACUAGUAAAGUUGGCGUUAGCUCCGGUCUCUUUGGUUGUAUAUCCGAACUAUCAGUAGAUGGUAGGGAAAUAAACCUGCUCAAGUCCAAUCUUGACAUGCGCGGUAUCAAACAAUGCACAGAAUGCCUUUUGCCUUGUGAAUUGAGACCAUGUUUGAAUAAUGCCACUUGCAUCCCGGUUGGAAAAACGGGCUUUUUCUGUUCCUGUGCUCCUGGAUAUACUGGACAAAAGUGUGAGUUUACACUGGCCGAUCCUUUGAAGAGCCACAUAUGUGUAAAUGGCGGAGUUGAAUUAUCGUCAUCUGACAGGUUACUUUUAUUUAUUAAUUUUUUAUUUUCCCAAACAUAAGAAAAAUGCACUCCACUACAGUCAACCCGCAGCUUGUUUUAAUGAGGUGUAGCUAUUAAUUCCCUCCGGUGUCUCUGCUAUUGAUAAGUUCGGCUAGUCUGUCCAAUAUUUUCUGCGUUACGGUUGGUACUAUAGUCAAUCUAAAUAUAAAAGUGAUAUAUUUUGUAAAGAAAUUUCUUCUCGGACCUCAAAUGAAGAUCUCUCGCGAUUAAGGACAGUAAUUCGUUGGAGGGUGUCCGAAAUAAAGGGAGUUGACUAUAUUUACUAUAAUAGACGGAAAGUCUUUGAAUAAUUAGAAUACAAACAAUACUUAAUUUUAAGACGUGAUAAAAGCAGUUCGCAAACCUAGAGAGCUUCAGAAAUUCUGAGCCUAAAAGUUGAUUUAUUGUGUUACAGGUUAUGCAACUGCCCGCUCGGAUAUGGAGGCAGAAGGUGUAAUAAAAGUAAGUACUUUCAGAAGUUUUGCCUCAUGAAAUAGCUUCCUAAUGCGUCGGAUAUAUUUUUAAAUCUGUCAAUUACUGAUGUUGUCGCAGUAUAAACUUUUCAAUGUAAGGGAACUUAAAGCACAUAGUCUUUGUGUGCGGAUACAGCUGACCUCCCCAUGCUGGAGCCAUCAGCAUGGGUAAAGUGUUUCUCACUAUACACAGGAGGCUACACUUAGGAAGUCUUGGUGGCCUUUUAAAACCGGAAGGGGAACCACCGGUGGUGCAAAUGGUAAGAGUAAAGGCCUUCCACUGAUAUAGGCUGGGUUCGAUUCUAGCGCCACAAAGUGGAUUGACUUUGUUGUUGGUUUUCUUCACAAGUCUACUUCGAGCAGAAAAGUUGUCUCUAAUUUAUUGGGGACGUUUAAGAGGCCACACGUUUAGAACAGUGAAAUCUAUCGGGUGUCACGCUCUCUAAACUACAUAAGUGUAAGUUUUCAUAGUUGCAGUAGAAUUCUUUGACGACAACCCCUACAAAAAAAAAAAACAUGCACACUGGCAAUAGAUUUUAAGUACUAAAGAAACCUUAGUUUACAAACUUCUGCUGUUGGGUUUAUUUUAACCUUUUCGGUGCAAAGUUCUUUAAAAUAGCUUGCAUGAGGCAACGUACAGUUGAGUCGAUUCCAGUGACUCUUGCUGAUUGGCUGUUUCGUUGUAGCUGUCCAGUUUGGAAAAAAAUGCCUUGUUCAGUGGUGACGGUUUCUUGGAAUUCCCAUCAUCGACCAUGCGAGGACCGAGGUGAGGUUUUUUCUUUGGUGUUCAGCGAAUCUUCUGAGAUAACAUUUGUCAGCAUCAGGAGAGUUUUACGACUGUCAUAAUAGAAAAUGAGCGCCCAAGUUAUUUCCAUCCUGGUAUUUUAUAGCCGAAAUACGUUAUAAUCCACAGUGCAAUGUUUACGGCUUUGAGCAUGCAUGCGUCCAUUUUUUUUUACAGAUCGACAACACCUGACUAUAUGUCACUUGCGAUAAAAACAGAAGCUCAAAAUGGUGUAAUCCUCUGGCAAGGAGAGGUAAAUUAGAGUGUUGUAAUGAGUUCCGCCAACAGAGAUUGUUUAUAACUCAUGCCUGAUAAUCCGAUGACCAGAAAAGACAUCCAUCUACUUUGCCACAUUCAGUUCUGAGCUUUUUCUUAGUUAUUAAAAGAUUGUAAGAACAAAACCUUUUUCCAAAACACUUCCGUAUCUCUUUGCCAACACGUUCGUGUAUAUUUCACACACACAGGCCCCUUGCAUUACAAACAGUUCCCUUGAUCUGUAAGGCAUCAAGCAACAAAUAGAUACCUCAUGUUCUCACCUGGAUCAAUUAGGUGUCCCUAUGAAAAAUUUUUCUUCUUGCUCCUUCCAGAGAAGAGACCACUUUGCAAUCGGAUUAAGAGACGGAUUUCUGGAGUUCAGGUAAUUAUUUUAGGACUCUUGACGGCCCAACAACUGGUCUCUUUCUAAAAUUUUGUAUUCUUUGCUUUCAGAGUAAAAACACCCAUACAUGUACGUGACCACCAAAAAUGCCAAAAGUUAGGGGUGGCUAAUGAGAGCUCGUCGCAUAUGAGACUCUGACGCAUCUGAAUGUCGCUAAAAUCGCCUCUGAAAUAUGUAAUGCACUAAAAAACAUAGACAAUAUACACCACGUAUUAAAAGAAUAUAUUUCGCUACAUCAAUGUACUGAUGGAUCACAUAACCCACUUAACAUCCGGGGGCGAUAAAAUAAUAGGAAGUUUAAGCAAAAGCGUUUUUGAGUGACGCACGUCAACCGAGGCUAAAAAAUUGUAUUGCUUUGCGUCUUUGCGUCUUUUUUCUCAUAUUGAUGAUUUUGCGGAGAAUUUGGGCAAAAACACUGCUUAAAAGUAGUUAACUAUGAAAUUGAGUGAAGCACAUCCUCGGUUAAAUUUAUUACACAUUAAUCCUUGAUCACUGAUCUACAUUAAAAAAAAAUAAGGGAACGGGCCCCCGGGCCCCUCCCCGGAUCCGCUACUGCAAAUAACCAGGAACUAAAUUUAUCGGUCCCUACCCUGAGAAUACUUUAAAAUCAUGUUAGUAAAUCAGUUACGUCUUUCUUAGAUUUGAACUCGGCUCUGGGCCCGCUGUACUACAAUCUCUGUCUCCCGUCAACGACAGCCAAUGGCACUCCAUCAAGGUUUACAGGUAACAAACUUUUUCAACUACAAUCUUGAAAUAAUAGUUCCUAGAUCUCCGUAUUCUAGAUGCGUUACAUUUGAGGAACAAGGAAGGGCCCGAGAAUAAACCCACCGAUUGUCAACCAUGAAAAAAAAGUUAAUCAAUUAUUGAUUUCGGCUUCUAUAUAAUAUGAAGCAGCACUGACUGCGUGAUGUCAUCCCUCCGAUAUGUUAAUUAUUAGACUAGUGACGUUUGUCGUUUAAUUUUGUAGGCGUUUCAGUGAGGGUUCCCUUAAAGUUGAUAAUCAUGAUCAUGUAAAUGGCACCUCGGCUGAGGGAAGCAAAGGGCUGAAUAUUAACCAAGGUCAUAGCAUAUUUAUAG
This is a messenger RNA of Porites lobata, 13466 nucleotides long. The record is from the annotation of a GenBank genome assembly. Lineage: Eukaryota; Metazoa; Cnidaria; Anthozoa; Scleractinia; Poritidae.